Molecule: messenger RNA, 2201 nt
Organism: Vigna angularis (adzuki bean)
Lineage: Eukaryota; Viridiplantae; Streptophyta; Magnoliopsida; Fabales; Fabaceae
Product: protein NRT1/ PTR FAMILY 4.6
Exons: 5
Coding region: 169-1911 (580 amino acids)
Biological process (GO): transmembrane transport
Cellular component (GO): membrane
Molecular function (GO): transmembrane transporter activity
Source: RefSeq, a predicted model, not a curated record
UCUGCCCAAGUUGCUCCUUUCCUUACUCCUUCUCCACUCCCUUUAAAUCCUCCACCAGCCAUCUUUCUUUUUCUCCCCUAACUCUCUCUCUCUCUCUCUCUCUCUCUCUCUCUCUCUCUCUCACAGAUUCAAACCAAAAACAAAAUACAAAGAGAGAGACUCAGAAUCAUGGAAAUGGAACAAAACCAGAUAACCAGAUGGGAAGGUUAUGUGAAUUGGAGGAACAAGCCUGCUGUCAGAGGCCGCCAUGGUGGCAUGCUUGCAGCCUCCUUCGUUUUGGUGGUGGAGGUAUUGGAGAAUCUGGCAUAUCUAGCCAAUGCAAGCAAUUUGGUGCUGUACAUGAUUCAGUACAUGCAUAUGUCCCCUUCAAAAUCUGCCAACAAUGUCACAAAUUUCAUGGGAACUGCUUUCCUCCUUGCCCUCCUUGGAGGUUUUCUGUCUGAUGCUUUUUUCACAACUUAUCAGAUAUAUCUGAUCAGCGCAGUGAUUGAAUUCCUGGGAUUGAUUAUACUGACUGUACAAGCUCGUGUGCGUUCACUGAAGCCUCCAGCAUGUGAUCCAAGAACUCCAUGCCAUGAAGUUAGUGGUGGGAAAGCAGCAAUGUUAUAUGCUGGACUUUAUUUGGUGGCUCUUGGAGUUGGAGGAAUUAAGGGGUCAUUACCUGCACAUGGUGCUGAGCAAUUUGAUGAGGCUACCCCAUCUGGAAGAAAGCAAAGAUCAACCUUCUUCAACUACUUUGUCUUUUGCUUAUCUUGUGGUGCCCUUAUUGCAGUUACAUUUGUAGUGUGGGUUGAAGACAACAAAGGGUGGGAAUGGGGUUUUGGAAUCGCUACUAUAAGUAUAGUUCUGUCUAUCCCUGUAUUCUUGGCAGGCUCUGCUACUUAUAGGAGCAAGAUACCUUCUGGAAGUCCACUCACAACCAUUUUCAAGGUUCUAGUUGCUGCUUCACUAAGCGGCUGCUUCAAUAGAAAUUCUAGCAGUGCAGUGGUGAAUAUGAAUUCAAGCCCUUCUAAUCUAAUCUCGGGUAGAAAACAAGAAGGAAAAGAAGCUGGCAUUGCAAACAAGGAAAGACAAGACCCAACAAAUACCCUGAAAUUUCUCAAUAGAGCUCUUGAAAAGAAUCCAAUGUGUUCAUCAGUGGAAUGCACUGUGGAGCAAGUUGAAGAUGUGAAGAUAGUGCUAAAAGUACUACCCAUAUUUGCUUGCACCAUUAUGCUAAACUGCUGCCUGGCCCAACUAUCUACAUUCUCUGUUGAACAAGCUGCAACAAUGAACACCAAACUAGGUUCACUGAAGGUGCCACCAUCCUCUUUACCAAUCUUCCCAGUGCUCUUCAUCAUGAUCCUAGCACCAGUGUAUGACCACAUCAUCAUACCAUUUGCAAGAAGAGUGACCAAAACAGAGAUGGGAAUUUCUCACCUCCAAAGAAUUGGAAUUGGAUUAGUACUCUCUAUAGUGGCUAUGGCAGUGGCAGCUGUUGUUGAAGUUAAAAGGAAAAGGGUGGCAACCCACUCAGGCCUUUUAGAUGAUGCAACCAAACCACUCCCUAUCACAUUCUUUUGGAUUGCUUUCCAGUACUUGUUCCUUGGAUCAGCUGAUCUUUUCACCUUGGCUGGAUUGUUAGAAUUUUUCUUCACAGAAGCACCCUCUAGCAUGAGAUCGUUGGCCACAUCACUCUCUUUUGCCUCUUUGGCUGUGGGAUACUACCUAAGUUCAGCGAUUGUAUCAAUAGUAAAUAGUGUCACUGGCAAUACCUCACACAGACCAUGGCUAUCUGGGGCCAACCUUAACCACUAUGACCUAGACAGGUUUUACUGGCUUAUGUGUGUGCUAAGUGCGUUGAACUUCUUACAUUACCUGUUUUGGGCUAUCAAAUACAAAUAUAGAGGGACAGGAACUUCAACUGGAUGAAGAAAACAAAGGAAAAAUGUUUUCAAAUGGUAUAUACAUAAGGCCUUAAGUUUACAAGGCCAUUCAUAAAAAUCUUUUCGCGUGAUUCCUAGCAAUAGAAAUGUAAUAGAGUGAAAGAGAGAGAAUCUCUCUGUCAGAUAGCAAGGGAAAAAAAGUUACUAAAAAAAGUAAGAGAGGGUUCAUCGUGUGUAUCAAAUGCGCUUUCACUAAGAGUAGGUUUUGGUGAGAGCAAAUGACUUGCACGUGUCCUUACUCAGCUUGUCAAUUUAUUUAGUGAUACGUGUCUUUUA